CAUAGAUAUGAGAUUUGGUUUUCAUUUAAUCCAUCUUUCCCAAGCCAUAUGUGUGCCUUCCCUAUACGCACCCAAGCCCAGUUCUUUGACAUUGAAUCAAAAUCUACUUCAACACUCUAGAUCUUGUAAAUUUAUUAACCCUGUACUUUAUAAUUUUGCUUAUUACCUUUAUUCCACCCCAAAUUAUCAUUGAUCGCAAAAUAUGAUGCUCCCAUCUUAUUUACAGUUUGCAAUUCGAAAGCGCGUCUUGGCCGUCUUUAUAGUGUUACUAAUUAUUGCUACGUAUCUGGGAUUUGCACCUGCUUUGCCCAUUCCGGUGAAUGACAAAGCCUGCCAUUUCGUUGUGUUCUUCUUUCUCACUUUGGUUUUCUACUGGGUUUUCGAUUUAUCCCGUCGUCGCGCUACUCAACUCACUUUAGUUGUUUGUGGGCUUGUUGGUAGUGUUGGUUCAGAAUUUGUCCAAGCGUUUCUUACUUUACGAACCUUUGAUGUCUUUGAUAUUUUGGCCAAUCUGCUAGGUUGCUUCCUCUCUCUUAUGAUUAAUAUCAUGUAUCAUAAGCGACGCCUUGAAAAAAUUCAUUUCCAACGUUACGGUCAUUUGAACUCUGCUGAAGAUGAUUUGGAAUUGCAAGCUCAAGAAUCCGAAGACACAGAUAUGGAGGACGAUCCUAAUCGUGCAACAUAAGCCUAAAAGUGAUGUUUCCUUUCUUUAUUAUCCUUUCUCUUCGUUUGGAACUUCCUUAUUUGCUUAUAAUUAUGUUCAUCUUUUUUGUAGCUUGAUUUAUGUCUUAAGUUUUUCUCAUGAAAAAUUCAAAGCUUUUAUACUUCAUGAUUCCUUCACGCAAUAUUAGGCAAUGUUAUUAUAUACAUGUCUGUCAAUCAUUGUAAUGAAAGUCAAAAAUUUUUAUUAAAGAGUUUGAUGGAAUGAGAAGCUUGAUUAGUAUACCUAUGUGAUAAAUUCUCAGUAUUAAAUAUUAGCAACCGCCAGAUAAUUAGGAUAUGAAUGAGCGGUUUGCAUUCUCUAAUCUUAAAAUUCUGAUUAUUUCAUGAAACGUUUUUCUAAUGCAAGCAAUCCGGCUUUAUUCAAUAACUUGUCCAAUUAAGUUCACAUUUUUAGUGUCCGUUCCACGGAAAUGAAAGCUUUUAAGUUAAAGGCAAAUGGGGGACCAAAUGAUCCAGAGUUUUGUAUGAAUUCUCAAAAGAAUCAAC
Messenger RNA from Schizosaccharomyces cryophilus OY26, 1209 nucleotides. RefSeq names its product VanZ-like family protein. The coding region runs from base 203 to 685 and encodes 160 amino acids. The transcript is spliced from 5 exons. The record is from RefSeq and is a predicted model, not a curated record. NCBI's taxonomy places the organism in Eukaryota, Fungi, Ascomycota, Schizosaccharomycetes, Schizosaccharomycetales, Schizosaccharomycetaceae.